AGAGAAGUGAUAACCCGUUUAGGCUAUACCUCUCCAAAAAGGUUGUCUCGUGAGGAUUUGGACUGCUCAUUUGGAGGCCUCGCGACUCAAUCUGUCAGGAUGCCUAAGGUCAAACAGCAGAAGCGCAAUAGCGCUUCGAAGGCCAGUCCCUAUGCCGAUGCGGCGGCGAAGACGAAGGCCGCCAACACCGUCUUCAAAAUGAAUACCGAUCUCGGUCAGCACAUUCUGAAAAACCCUGGCGUGGCUCAACGAAUUGUCGACAAAGCCGAGUUGAAACAGAGCGAUGUUGUUCUCGAAAUUGGUCCUGGUACCGGUAACUUGACCGUGAAGAUCCUCGAACAGGCAAAGAAAGUUAUCGCCGUGGAGCUCGACCCUCGAAUGGCUGCUGAAGUCACCAAGCGUGUUCAAGGCACACCUGCCCAGAAACGCUUAGACGUUAUCCUUGGAGACGUGAUCAAAACAGACCUUCCAUAUUUCGAUGUUUGCAUCAGCAACACGCCGUAUCAGAUCUCUUCUCCCCUCACAUUCAAACUUCUCGCGACGUCUCCGGCGCCCCGCAUUUGCGUUCUCAUGUUUCAACGAGAGUUUGCUCUAAGAUUGUUCGCUAAGCCAGGCGAUAAGCUCUACAGUCGACUCUCCGUCAAUGCUCAAAUGUGGGCUAAGAUCGACCACAUUAUGAAGGUGGGCAAGAACAAUUUCAAGCCCCCUCCGCUGGUCGAGUCGAGCGUUGUCCGUCUGGUACCUAAAAACCCCAGGCCCCAAAUCAACUAUGAUGAGUGGGACGGGCUUCUGAGAAUCCUAUUCGUCCGGAAGAACAAGACAAUCCGGUCAAGUUUCCUUGGCAAGUCCACAGUCAUGGAUAUGUUGGAAGCCAACUAUCGGACAUGGUGUGCGCAGAACGAUAUUCCAGUUGAGGAUGGGCCGGCGGAAGGCGCUGAGUCUGAUGCGAUGGACAUUGGCAACGCGCAAGACGAGGAAGAUGAUGAGGGUGAAGACGAGCCUGACGAGGGCAUGGACGUGGACGAUGAAGACGAUGUACCCGACUUCUUCAAGGAACAGACGAACGCGCGUAUUCAAGAGGCUCUUAAGAAUCGGCCUAGUCGUAAGAAGAAGGGAAAGGUAGCAGAGCUCGUCCGGGAGAAGGUACGGCAGGUGUUGGAAGAUGAAACACGCCUUGCCGACAAGCGUGCAAGGAUGUGCGAUGAAAACGACUUCCUGAAGUUAUUGUGGGCCUUCAACCAGAAGGGCUUCCAUUUCAGCUGAGGCUAGUAAGCCUGGGAAUCGGGGAUUACGUCUCCUUUUCGGAACGCCAUAUACUAAUGAAACAGGUGAUAUUAUUAAUGACUCAUGACUGUCGUCACUGCAGGUCAUCCUCUGGAGUUCGUUCUCCAGCCGGACGAAGAUGAGCCCUAGAGUCCUGGAAGAGACUUUGCCAGAUGAAUGCUUCGCUCAGCAAGAGUUCCACAUCUUUAUCCGUCCAAUCCUUUGUGGGAAGUGCUUGCAGAAACAUCAUUAUCUCCUAUUGUCGUUUAGCAUUGACUGUACGGUAUCCAGAACCUUUAAAAUUAUACCCACCUGGAAAUCCAUCUUCACCAGCUGGUCUGACCAUUUCACAAGGAAGGCUGCACAAACGUAUAGGUGAAACCUCGAGAAACC
Aspergillus piperis CBS 112811 is the source of this 1656-nucleotide messenger RNA. RefSeq names its product dimethyladenosine transferase. The coding region runs from base 100 to 1263 and encodes 387 amino acids. Gene Ontology annotation, biological process: rRNA methylation. Gene Ontology annotation, cellular component: mitochondrial matrix. The transcript is spliced from 3 exons. The record is from RefSeq and is a predicted model, not a curated record. Lineage: Eukaryota; Fungi; Ascomycota; Eurotiomycetes; Eurotiales; Aspergillaceae. Gene Ontology annotation, molecular function: rRNA (adenine-N6,N6-)-dimethyltransferase activity.